This is a messenger RNA of Echinops telfairi (small Madagascar hedgehog), 259 nucleotides long. Its product is annotated as 2-oxoisovalerate dehydrogenase subunit beta, mitochondrial-like. The coding region runs from base 1 to 237 and encodes 78 amino acids. The record is from RefSeq and is a predicted model, not a curated record. Gene Ontology annotation, molecular function: catalytic activity. Lineage: Eukaryota; Metazoa; Chordata; Mammalia; Afrosoricida; Tenrecidae. Gene Ontology annotation, biological process: response to nutrient; branched-chain amino acid catabolic process. The transcript is spliced from 3 exons.
AUGUCUUCAGUGGAACAGGUCCCUGUGGAACCAUACAACAUCCCACUUUCCCAGGCGGAAGUCAUCCAGGAAGGGAGUGAUGUUACUCUAGUUGCUUGGGGAACGCAGGUUCAUGUGAUCAGAGAGGUGGCUUCCAUGGCACAGGAAAAGCUUGGAGUGUCUUGUGAAAUAAUCGAUCUGAGGACUAUUAUACCUUGGGAUGUGGAUACAAUUUGCAAGGGAAUCCAGGACGGAUGAGCCCUAUAGGACCAGUGGUGUG